AACAUAUAUGUAUGUACUCUGGUGGUAAAUUAACCAACGAGAACAGUAAAAAAAAAAACUGAAUUAACUUUGUCAAAUCUGCGCUCGAGACGUUGUUGAACAGCGCCCGGGUUGAAAGGUCGUCGUUGGAAAAACAUGGCGGCUUCCAGCAAGACAGUGGUGGUGCUGAAGACAGUCAAGAAAAUUGUUGUUCAGUUUUGUCCGUUUGAAUCCAAUGUACGUUCCACACGGGAGUUCCUGGUCAUGGUUGGAUCUGAGAAGGCCAGAUCUACCAAUAUGAACUGUGAGGUGAUGACAGAAGUAAAGCACGACCAGUCUGAACCAGUGGUGGACAUCACAUUCGUGGAUGGAGAAAGGCUAAUGAUGAAGGGCGCGAGACUGACCAGCAAGGAGAUGCUGACAGCACUGCAGUCACGAUGUGUAGCCAAGGACCCCCAGGCCAAAAUUACAGCCAAGAAGUAGUCCCUCCCUCCCUCAGUAAUAUGUAUGUGUCUAUGUAUAUUUGUGAAUGUUCAUAAUAAAAUACUUUAUUGAAAUUUA
Coregonus clupeaformis (lake whitefish) is the source of this 540-nucleotide messenger RNA. Its product is annotated as 39S ribosomal protein L53, mitochondrial. The transcript is spliced from 3 exons. The record is from RefSeq and is a predicted model, not a curated record. Bases 136 to 462 code for a protein of 108 amino acids. NCBI's taxonomy places the organism in Eukaryota, Metazoa, Chordata, Actinopteri, Salmoniformes, Salmonidae. Gene Ontology annotation, cellular component: mitochondrial large ribosomal subunit.